GGAAUUUCAGGUUUCCCUUUUGUGGGUCUCGGGGUAGCGUAGCGGGGACGCGCGUCUCCCUGAUCACCGACACAUUACCAUCUUCCGUUUUCAUGCAUUUUAUCGUAUGUGUUUAGUCUUGGAUAAGGAUGACGGAGAGCGCGGGGAAUAAAAAAGAGGAUUGUCAUGCAGCGAAUGGUGUGAAACCAGGAAGAAAUGGCAUGGUGAAGAACCAUCAUCACCAUCAUCAGUAUCAAAAGCAGGAGAAGGUUUACCAUUCUGCAUGCAAUGGAGAACUUUACAGCAGGCCGUUCAUCGAGUCCUUCGAGGAAACUCCCAUGCUGGUUGCUGUGCUCACGUACAUGGGCUACGGCAUCCUUACGAUCUUUGGAUAUCUGCGGGAUUUCAUGAGGGAGUGGAAAAUAGAAAAAUGCCACAUAGCCAGAGAAAGGGAGGAGCAGAAGGGCUUUGUUCCACUUUAUCAAGACUUUGAGAAUUUCUACACAAGGAAUUUAUACAUGAGGAUUCGGGACAGCUGGAACAGGCCCAUUUGCGGUGUUCCUGGGGCCAAGUUUGACCUUGUUGAGCGGAGUUCCAAUGAUUACAACUGGACCUUUGAAUACACUGGACGAGUGGUGAAGAAUGUGAUAAACCUGGGCUCGUAUAAUUAUCUGGGCUUUGCAGAGAACAGGGGCUUCUGUGCCACAGCUGCUGGAGAUGUGACGGUGAAAUUUGGGGUGGGCGUGGCCAGCACCAGACAGGAAAUGGGCAACCUCGACAGGCAUGAAGAGUUGGAGAAACUAGUGGCGUCAUUCCUGGGAGUGGAGUCGGCUAUGGCUUUCGCCAUGGGCUUUGCAACCAAUUCUAUGAACAUUCCUGCGAUAGCCGGCAAGGGAUGUCUGAUUCUAAGUGACGAGUUGAACCAUGCCUCUCUGGUACUGGGAGCCCGGCUGUCCGGCUCCACCAUCCGGGUCUUUAAGCACAAUAAUAUGCAGAGCCUUGAGAAGUUGCUCAGAGAUGCUAUCGUUCAUGGCCAGCCCAGAACACAUCGACCCUGGAAGAAAAUCCUCAUUCUUGUUGAGGGCAUCUACAGUAUGGAGGGCUCCAUCAUACGACUGCCAGAAGUUAUAGACCUGAAAAAGAAGUACAAGGCAUACCUUUACCUGGAUGAGGCUCAUAGUAUUGGGGCAUUAGGACCGAGUGGUCGAGGGGUGGUGGAGUAUUUUGGACUGGACCCCAAAGAUGUAGACAUCAUGAUGGGCACCUUCACAAAGAGCUUCGGUGCAUCUGGUGGAUACAUAGGAGGGAGGAAGGAUUUGAUAGACUACCUGCGAACUAACUCUCACAGUGCAAUUUAUGCCACCUCCAUGUCGCCUCCUGUCUUGGAGCAAAUCAUCACUUCUAUGAAGUGCAUUAUGGGAGAGGAUGGAAUGACAAUAGGCCGUUCUCGUAUCCAGCGGUUGGCUGAAAACACAGUCUAUUUCCGUAGGAGACUGCGGGAGAUGGGAUUCAUCAUCUAUGGCAACAAUGACUCACCUGUGGUACCCAUGAUGCUCUACAUGCCCGCCAAAAUCGGGGCGUUUGGUCGGGAGAUGUUGAAGAGAAACAUUGGAGUAGUGGUGGUGGGCUUCCCAGCCACGCCGAUCAUAGAGUCCAGAGCCCGCUUCUGUAUCUCUGCGGCCCACUCCAAGGAAAUGCUGGACAGGGCGCUGGAUGUGAUCAGUGAAGUAGGCGAUCUGCUGCAGCUGAAGUAUUCACGGCAUAAAGUUCUUCCCUCAUUGGACCGGCCCUUUGACGAGACCACAUACGAGGAGAACGAAGAGUGACAUACUUCCUAUCUGAACCAAAUGUGCACUGCUCAUCUUCUGCUCUUCGAAAGGAGGCAGUGAACCACUUAAUAAAUAUAACCUUUUUUAUACUUA
Molecule: messenger RNA, 1901 nt
Organism: Rhinichthys klamathensis goyatoka
Lineage: Eukaryota; Metazoa; Chordata; Actinopteri; Cypriniformes; Leuciscidae
Gene: sptlc2a
Product: serine palmitoyltransferase, long chain base subunit 2a
Exons: 12
Coding region: 129-1805 (558 amino acids)
Biological process (GO): ceramide biosynthetic process; sphingosine biosynthetic process
Cellular component (GO): serine palmitoyltransferase complex
Molecular function (GO): serine C-palmitoyltransferase activity; pyridoxal phosphate binding
Source: RefSeq, a predicted model, not a curated record